UCCUAAGGUUGUCUUGUCUGCAACAAAAUUAAACCCUAUUUUAAAAGUCAACGACCAUGGCUAAAAGAUUCUUCUUCUUCUUGAAGAGUUCUCUGAGAAUUUUGAAAGAAUCCAUAAAAGUAAUCCUUUCCGGAAGCUGCUGGAAAUCGAUGGCCAUAAUCACGACACUCUCCCUCGCCAUCCCCUCCAUCUUCGUCCUGCUUUUCGACAUCCUCGUACAUUUCGUCCUAGGAGUCCACAAAAGAUCAUACCAUGAUUAUGGCAAUAAUAAUAAUAAUAAGUCGAAGAUGUUGUUAGUUAUGAUGUAUACUCCUCUUCUCAUUGCAGCUGAAGUCGCACUCUUGCAAGCUUACUUCGUCUUCUCCGACCUCAUAAGCCUCGCAACCAUUCACGCCUCGUCCAUGGCCUAUAUCGGUACCAGAAUAUCAUUGUCCGAUCUUUACCGCCUAGUCGGAAAAUCCUCGAACAAACGCCUCACCGGCUCACAAAAAUCGGGCAUUAUCCAGCUCGCCGCAAUAGCAUUUUUCGUGUACAUUUUAAUUAUCUAUAACAAGAUCAACCUCGUCACGAUAUGCCUAUCCAUUUUUCUAUCGAUAGCAUUCAGCAUUCGCAAAAUUCGUGCAUCGAUUGUGGCAGCCGUGGCAAUGGUGGCGGCGGUGGUGGAGGAGAUCGACGCCGGGGAGGCAGCGCCGGAAAAGCUCGUCGACGGGCAAAUUUGCGACGGGAUGGCGGUGAUCUUGUGGGAUAAGGCAUUGUUGAUGGGUAGCUUUGUGGGGUUGUGGGUUGUGAAUGGAAACAUAACAUUGAAGAAUUUGAAGGUUUAUGGGAUGCUUUUCCUCAAUGUCCAUUCGGUUCUAAGGGUUUUCCGAUCGGCGGCGUGGGUGGUGCUGUAUUUCCGGUGGCGGCAGCGCGGCGGAGAUGAGGUGGUUGGUGAUCAUGAAGACCAAGAGUGUGUGGAUUAGUCUAUGAAUUUGUUUGGUAAAGGAUAUUUUUUGAUGAGAUAAAUGUGUUUUUAGUUAUGUUAUUUGUUGUUC
Andrographis paniculata is the source of this 1034-nucleotide messenger RNA. RefSeq lists its product as uncharacterized. The transcript is spliced from 2 exons. The record is from RefSeq and is a predicted model, not a curated record. Bases 57 to 962 code for a protein of 301 amino acids. Lineage: Eukaryota; Viridiplantae; Streptophyta; Magnoliopsida; Lamiales; Acanthaceae.